Daldinia childiae is the source of this 447-nucleotide messenger RNA. RefSeq lists its product as uncharacterized. The record is from RefSeq and is a predicted model, not a curated record. The transcript is spliced from 2 exons. Bases 1 to 447 code for a protein of 148 amino acids. NCBI's taxonomy places the organism in Eukaryota, Fungi, Ascomycota, Sordariomycetes, Xylariales, Hypoxylaceae.
AUGAAGGUCUCCGCUGUCCUCGCUAUUGCUACUACUGCUUCGGCUGCUUCUGUACAGAGGCGCCAAGCCCAAACCUACGACAUUGCCAACUUCGCUGCCGACUGCAUUCCCCAUAGCACAUCCUGCGCUUAUAACUUCAACGUUGUCACCGAGCCUUACUUCCCUCUGGAUACAUGCAGUGCUUUCGUGCAAGGCCCUGACAACUUGCCCGAUAUCAAAGAGGGCAAGUGCAACAACACAGCUUACACGUGGUCGACGACCAAGGCUACAGAUGGUAGCAUUGACUUUGCUAUCUGGUACCCCUUUAACGCGCGCUCCAACAUCACCUACUGCCACACUAUCCCCGCCAGCCAGAUCACCACGCAGAACAACGGCGCAGUGAGCACUCAGCACUACACCGGACCGAAGAACUUCACGGCUUCCAUCUUCGACUGUGCUAGCUCGUAA